Messenger RNA from Candidula unifasciata, 360 nucleotides. The record is from the annotation of a GenBank genome assembly. NCBI's taxonomy places the organism in Eukaryota, Metazoa, Mollusca, Gastropoda, Stylommatophora, Geomitridae.
AUGGCAAGACACAGCAAGCUUCAGCAACAAGUGCUAAGUCUCUAUAAACAGUUUUUACAAGUCACUAAAAAACAUCCCAGCUUUCAAGAGUACGUCAAGGAUGAGUUUCACAAAAACGCCAAACUGCCCAAAACUGAAGUCAUUAAAAUAGAGUACCUGUUGCGGCGGGGCUGGAGGCAGCUGCAGAUGUUAAAGACCAGCUCAGUGUCUAGUGCUGGGGUCUUUGAGAAGGAGGCAGUCACUGAUCAUUGCACAGCAGCCAAGGAUACACUCACAGCCAAGGAUGCAGCCGAUUCUCUCACAGUCCAGGAUGAACAUACAGCCAGGGCUGAGACAGCACAAGCCAAGAACAAAUCAUAA